AUGUAUUCUAUUGAUUUUGGAGAACGAAACGUCCGUGUAGCCAAAUGGACGGAAAGAAACGGAGGUGUGGAAGAUAGUUCUUCAGAAAUCUUACUAGAUGAUUUAGGUAGAAAGUUUUUCCAGAAUUGGAUUUCAUUUAGAAACAACUCCGUUUCUAUUGGAAAUCAUGCUCAAAAGACUAUGGGUCAGCGUGAGAACUUGUAUAUCUGGGGAAUGAAACGUGUUCUUGGAUCAAAUGGUUGUGUUCACAAUGAGGAAGAACAGAAAAAAAGGAAUUUAUUGAGACCAAGCCUCACAUUAUCGGAUAAAAGAGCUCAGUUUAAAAUUAAUUUCGGAAAGGAAGAUCUCAAUUUAGAUAGCGAGCUUGUUGUGGGACUGAUUCUGGAGUAUAUUUGCUUUCUGUGCCAAAAAGAACAGAAUGAUACCUAUGAAAAUCUUUCCCUAAUUGCCUCCAAGUUCGUUGAAAAUCACUCUAGAUUGUGUAUUAGUGUUGGUGCUUGUAGGACUGUCCCUGCGUAUUUCACUGCCUCGAACAUUCGUGGUUUUGAAGCAGCAUUGCAAACGCGUGACCUGUGCGAUGCCGUUUAUAUUCACGAUGAUAUCGCAAUUGCGGUAGAGUACGGCUACGGUCGAAACGAUAAUGGCGAUUCUACUCAGGGACACGUCGUCCUGUUCGUGAAUAUGGGUUACAAAUUUACUUCGCUCACUGUGGUGAAGUAUCUCAAGAAUCGGUGGGAAGUUGUGGCGAACAAAUCGUUCGAGCUUGGAGGAUCGGACUUUGACUGGUUGCUCGUGUUGUGGCUUUGCGAAUUGAUUCACCAGGAUGUGGAAACAGUGAAGAAGAAUAAGCAACUCUAUCAAUGUAUCGUGAAGAAGGCUGAGGAGUUAAAGAGCAACUUCAAUAUGGAAGGCGUUGAUGAAGUGGACAUCGAGCUGGAGCAUGUGAGUGACGAUAGUAGUGACGAGGAGGACGACGAGAAUAUUUUCCGAUUCGAAGAUUACUCCCUUCAUUAUGAAUCUGCCUCCUCUUUCUCGAUGUGA
Blastocystis hominis is the source of this 1041-nucleotide messenger RNA. RefSeq lists its product as hypothetical. Bases 1 to 1041 code for a protein of 346 amino acids. Gene Ontology annotation, biological process: protein folding. Gene Ontology annotation, cellular component: nucleus; cytosol. Lineage: Eukaryota; Bigyra; Opalinata; Blastocystidae. The record is from RefSeq and is a predicted model, not a curated record. Gene Ontology annotation, molecular function: ATP-dependent protein folding chaperone; ATP binding. The transcript has 6 exons.